UCAGCACCAUGACUACUUCUGGGCAUGGAACAAAGAGGAUGCUCUCCCGGGGCCCCGCGCUGUUCCUGGCGCCGCUGCUGCUCCUGUGCCGAGUGGUGGAGAGCCGAGGAGGGAUCAUGGACAGCAUCCAGAGAUUCUCAAACCUGCCAACGUAUCUCCCUGCGAGCCCUCACGUCUCCAACGCUGAUAUUUUCUUCUUCCUCAAAGAAGCCAACCAGGAUAUCAUGAGGAACUCCAGUUUGCAGUCUAGGGUGGAUUCAUUCUUUAUAUACAAAGCCAAGCAGCCACCUGUCCUAAAUGCCACGUACGGACCCUUUUCUGUUGAACAACCCGUUCCCUUGGACCUCAUGCUGACUUCUGCAUCUUUUGGUUUCACAAAUAAAUUCACUUUUAAUUGGAAAUUAAAAUCCCACAUAAUCAACAGCUCCAUCUAUUCCAACAAACCUAAAAUACAAACCUUGUUCUAUAUUGCGGGGAGGGACUGGGAUGACUACGACUCCGAGGAGAUGCUGCCUUGUGUGAAGAUGUUUGCUUUCCUGGAGUCCAGAGAAGUGGUGGCCAGCUGUAGGUUGACAGGCCACCUAGGAUUAUGUGUUGUGGAGUUGGAAUUGUCUCCCAGCUGGUUCAGCUCCCCUCCACCUCUGGUUUCAGAGGAAACAUCCUCCCUUGAAGGGAUUACUGUGGAGCUCUUCUAUAAGAUUUAUUCAGUGGAUGGGGAAUGCUCUCCAGAGGAUGCAAAAUGGGAAAACAAUAUCCAUGCAGGUGAAGAGAAUGAACACCAAGCUUUGUCAGCUAUGGAGAGGAUUGGUAGCAUCGUUGUUUACCCAAAUCAAGACAAAUUAAAGCAAUCUUCACUGAGGGUGGAUGAAAAUAUCCUUAUUCACUUACCACUCAGCCCAGUCAGAGAGGGUGACAUUGUGACCUUCCACGUUUUCCUGGCUGAUUACUCGCUAGCAGACCAGUUUGUAUUAAGGAUCAGGACAGCCCCAGGUGUGAAGAUCUCGGACAUCAGGGUCAGCGAUGCCGACCAGUGGGGUGUGCAGGAGGAGACGGACAGCGCCAGCACCACGGCCACGCUCACCUGCGUGCACAACGACCCCGGCGCCGAGGACAGAGCAAACAUGACCUCCUACGAGAUCCUGCAGAUGGAUUUUGAGAUUGACAAUGCCAGCAGCCUGGCAGGGGCCCAGCAGAUCACCUGGCAGGUGGAAUAUCCACGGGACGACUCCGUCAGCGAGCUCGUGGUGUCCGACCCUGGGACAUCCCCGUGGUGUUGUGCUCCUCUGACGCCUGUGCUGUGUUUGUGUGUGCCCCAGGACACGGAAAUCCUCAACACAGCCAUCCUCACGGGCAGGAUGGUGGCUGUUCCAGUCAAGGUGGUCGCAGUGCAGGAGGACGGCUCCGUGGUCGACGUCUCGGACUCCACCGAGUGCAGAUCUGCUGACGAAGACGUCGUAAAGGUUUCUGACAGCUGUGACUCCAUCUUCGUUAAUGGCAAGGAAAUGAAGAGCAAAGUGGAUACGAUUGUUAACUUCACUUACCAGCAUUUCACCACCCAGCUGGAAGUGACGGUCUGGCUUCCCAGGCUCCCUCUGCAGAUUGAGAUCUCUGACACAGAGCUCAGCCAGAUCAAAGGCUGGAGGAUUCCUGUCACCUCCAACAAAAGGCCCACCCGCGACAGCGAGGAUGAGGAGGAUGACGAGAAGAAAGGCAAGGGCUGCACCCUGCAGUACCAGCACGCCUUGGUGAGGGUCCUGACCCAGUUUGUGGCCGAAUCCUCGGAGUUUGGGGGCCAGCUGAGCUACCUGCUGGGCUCGGAGUGGCAGUUCGACAUCACCGACCUGGUGGCCGAUUUCAUGAAGGUGGAAGAGCCCAAGGUUGCCAAGCUGCAGGAGGGAAGAGUGCUGGCUGGGCGUGAGCAGGGCAUCACCACGGUGCAGGUUCUGUCCCCUCUCUCGGAUUCCAUCCUGGCAGAGAAGACAGUGAUCGUUCUGGAUGACCGGGUGACCAUCACAGACCUGGGGGUGCAGCUGGUGUCAGGCUUGUCCGUGUCCUUCCAAACCAGCAAAGGAAAUAAGAGAGCCCUGGUUGCUACCACCUCUGCCCACGACAUCCUGCGCUCCCCCAAACAGGAGGCCGUGGUGAGUGCCUGGGUUUUGUUCAGUGACGGGUCGGUGACGCCCUUGGACAUCUACGACUCCAAGGACUUCUCCAUCUCCAUCACGUCCCUGGAUGAGAUGGUGGUGUCGUCACAGCAGAGCCUUCAGUCCCUCUGGCCCGUCGUGGUGGCCGAAGGGGACGGGCAGGGGCCUCUGAUCAAAAUUGAGAUGGUCAUCAGUGAGACCUGCCAGAAAACCAAGCGCAAGAGCGUCCUGGCUGUCGGGAAAGGAAACGUCAAGGUGAAGUUUGGCCAGAAAGAUUUGGACCAAAAAGGGAGCAGCAACGACAUCGAUGACCUGGAGAAAGAUUUCAAAAGCCAUGCAGGCAACGCUAUAGAGAAAGCUGCAGAACAAGAGAGGACAGCACAAGACUGGUCCAAAAACCACGAGGACGUGUCCGGUCCUGAGGACAAUGCAAACAAAAGCACAACUUUCAUAUCUCCCAUUGAUCAGGAGUCCCUGGAGGAUGGCCAGCUUCAAAACAACCCAACUGCCUUCACAGGUUUCCCUACCCAAGUAGAAAUUCCAGGAGAAAACAAUCCCAGCGAUCUCUCAUUGACUUCCAGAGGAUUGACAGACCUGGAGAUCGGCAUGUACGCGCUGCUCUGUGUUUUCUGCUUAGCAAUCUUGGUCUUUUUGAUUAACUGUGUGGCAUUUGCUUGGAAGUACAGGCACAAAAGGUUUGCUGUGAGUGAGCAAGGCAACAUCCCCCAUUCCCAUGAUUGGGUCUGGCUUGGAAAUGAGGUGGAGCUCCUGGAAAACCCAGUGGACAUUUCGCUCCCAUCGGAGGAGUGCACUACCAUGAUUGACAGAGGGAUGCAGUUUGAAGAAAGCAACUUUCUCCUUAAUGGGAGUUCUCAGAAGACUCUUCAUAAUCAUAUCCUCAGAUCUUCUGAGUACCUUUGUGAAAAAGAAGUUAAAAGUGAACCUAUAAAUCCUUCUGGGCCAAAGCAGAAGCGAGUAAAGUUCACUUCAUACACAACAAUACUGCCGGAGGAUGGAGGCCCCUACACCAACUCAAUUCUAUUUGACAGUGAUGAUAAUAUUAAAUGGGUAUGCCAAGAUAUGAAUCUUGGUGAUUCCAAGGAACUUAGGGACUAUAUGGAAAGACUGCAAGACAAUAUGUAAAACUACUUUCUUAUGUUUGUAAUCACCUUUAUGCCUUCUGUUUAUGGAUGGUGGAGCAGUCAGUCCAGUCAGCAAUAGGAACAAGACAGUCCAACCCUGGAGGUCCUGAGAUGAUAACCUGAUAUCAGAGAGCAGGUCCAAGAGGCUGGCUGAGUUAAUCCUGUUUCACCACAAACCAGGAUGUGCCCCUAAAACAGCUCCCUGUAGGUGUUGGAGGUGUCACACACACGAUGGCUGUUUUUGUAUACUGCCUGGUACUAGCAAAAUGCUAAUCCAACUGCGCUCCGGCCCAGAGGAGACUUCAUUUGUUUGCCAUCUCUCAUGAUAAAUGGUAAAUCAGAAAAGAAAGGGAUGUUUGUUUGCAUUGAUUUUUUCUAGUCGUCGUCCUUUGUAAAGCACAGUGGACAUUUCUUGCUUACAGCCUGAGAGGAGGCUCAUGGAAAAAGGGAUCGCAAUGAAUCUCAUUUUAUUGCCUAUGUGCAAUGCAGCCAAGUAGUCUUAUUAUUUUUUACAGAUAUAAAAACCCCCAUGUGGUUAAUUUCUUCUUAUAUUGUUUGUGAAUUUUAUUUGACUUAGGGAACAUUAAAUAUUUUCUUUGAAGGGGUUUGAUUUUUAUUUUUUUUUUGGUUGUACCAAAGUGUAGUACAGUAAUAUUUAUAAUGAUUUGAGUUUUUUAUUCAUCUGCUUCAGCCCCCAGAGAUACCUCCUUCAUUGCUGGUUAUCUUCCUCCUUUCCAUAUGGGUCGUUAGUAUUUGAAACAUAGAAAGGAAUUAGAACUCUUACUGGGAAAGGGUUGUGUCUUCUUACAGGGAACUGUAAAUAUAAUAAUAAACCCUGGAAAAUAAAAAUCAAGGAGUAGCCCCGGGUUCACUUUUGUCAUUGCUAAUAUGAAAAAAAAAAACCGGAAAAAAAAAACCCCAGCACAGUCUUCAAAGGGAAAUGCUUUGCUGGAACAGUAGCUUGGCUGACAAGACAUUUUAUUGUCUGAGUGAGAAAGUCAAAUAUGGCAUUGAAACAUAAAAUAGGGAGGAAAUUUCCCAGGAAAUGAGCAAAGCUUGGAGUCACUGUCACUCUGUACCAGUGAAUCCAUUGGUGGUAGAGUUCAGCAGGCCAGAGAAGUUCAUGCCCCAGAACUCGUCUAAAACAUCCCUGGCCACGAAGACAUUACAGAGAAAAACUUUCCACCAUGGUUCAUUAAAAAGAAAAGACACGUUGGGUCUGCAGUCACACAAGGAACUAUCCAAUUUUAUCAAGGGAAAAGUUCAAAGCUGCCAUUUCAUGUGUAUCACAUGUAUUUUUUUACUGAAGGAUGACUGAGAUAAGUUGAAAAUUACAGUUAGGAAAAACCUGAAUCUGCAGAAUAUUUAAACCCCCCAGUAAAGCACACGUUCUUGUGAUGGAUCCUGUGCAAUAACCACAAGAGCUAAAUGACAGCUGCCUUACAAACUGCAGUUCCCAUCUUUUAGGUAGAUCAAAGCAAGAUUUGAAUUUGUACUUCAGUGGUGAUACUCAAACAAAGCAGAAAAUUGGGAAAUUCUGCGUUUGGGUCCUAAUUCACAACCGGGAGCAUAUUUAAUGUAACUUGUGCAAAAUACAGGAAUUUUAACACUGAGAUGAAAAGUGAGGACACCAGACUUAUAUAAGUGAGUAGAGACUUACUUUUGCUGGCACUGAAGUGCACAGGGAAGGGAUGGCAUCUGUUCUAAUCUAAUUUGGAGGAGAGAAAAUAAUAGAGCACAGAUUCUGUUUCAUAAGGGAUGCAGCACUUGUGUGUCAGAUGAAGUCUUGGGUUGUUUAACAAAUGUUCUCUCCCCUCUCAAUGAUCCAGGAAAUAAGGAAAGCUGAAUUCCUACAGUGAUCAUUGUAUCUAACAAAAAAACCAAACCCUUUUGUAGAAUUUAACUUCUCUUCCCAAUGUGUUAUUUUGUAUUUGGCCCAAACAGAGAGCAGAACAAAAAACCCCCUAUUUACUGUUGUUUGCACAUUAUAAACUGACCACAAAUUGAUUUAGUCUUGAAAUCAAACCAAGCUGCUGCUGGCAGGUGCAGAGGGCAAAGAGCCCAGCUGGGCCUGAGUGCAAACCUCUCUGUGUGCUGUGGUCUGACAGCAGAGCACGGAGCCAUUUCCUCAUGGAAACCUUUCCUUCCUUCCCUCUGAGCUCCAUUUCCUCA
Molecule: messenger RNA, 5458 nt
Organism: Parus major (Great Tit)
Lineage: Eukaryota; Metazoa; Chordata; Aves; Passeriformes; Paridae
Gene: TMEM132B
Product: transmembrane protein 132B
Exons: 9
Coding region: 9-3287 (1092 amino acids)
Source: RefSeq, a predicted model, not a curated record